AUGCAGUGCACUAAUCAUCGUAUCCCUUAUGAGCUAUGGCGUCUCCGUGUCUUCCAUGAGAUAUUCGGCCCUUCCUACAUAUCCCAAUCCUCGCGCCACUUCUCAACCUCUAAGCCAUGCCAGGACGAGCCCAAGUCACAGGAUGAAUCCCCGAUUCCUCCAUCUCAGCGCCUACCACAAUCGCCUCUCAUAACACACCCGCGCCCAGGCCCAGGGAAAAAUCUCGGCCGCAAAUUACCGCCCACCAUCGAUGGUCCCGAGCCUCUAGCAAAGAAUCCAUGGGCGCAAGCUCUGGCGUCACCGUUGCGAACAUGCACGGUAUCAGGCGCAAGAUUACCACGCGAUUUGAUGGGAGACUGGGGUCUAGUACGACGACCACAAUCAGAUGACCUAUACCUACUACCGGUGGAUUAUCUGAAAGAAUCUCUUCAGAAAAUCUCGAAGAAUAAGGGCGAACGGGAAGCCGAUGGGAAGAUGGACGAUGCCAUCAAGACAAGAAAGAGUAGUACACGCCGCCAACUAGUCUUCAAGAUGUUCAAUGCUAUUCCGUUCCUUCGUCUCAUGAUUAAACCUUUGGGGAAGCCGGGUGGUAAGAAACCACAUGUUUCAAGGUUAAUUCCCUUCCGGUGGAGACACCCGCAGGGACCUAUCACCCAGCGCGAGGAAAAGCAACUCGUAUGGAUGGACGAUAUGCCGCAGUACUUGCUACGACAUAUGAGAAGUGAUCUCAGCAAGCGCCUUGUAAGGGCUUGUCUGCAGGCUAAUACUCUUGGUGCUGCGAAUGGUGUUUGGAGCGUCAUUGAUAUGCAGGGUUAUUCGACAUCGGCUCUCUUGCAGGGAUUGCAAGGGCUUCGGCCAGUGACAAACAUGGAAUGUGGUGCCGUUAUUCUUCUAGGUGAAGAACAAGUGGAAGGUGACACUGGAGUCGCUGGAACUGAGUCUUUCCCGGAGUCUGUGACUAUCCCUCAGAUUGAGAGAGGCGCCCCGGUGUUCGAUCUAUCAGUGCUUUUGUCUACUUCAGAGUUGGCUGAGCUGCGUCAGUCAGUCCCUCAUUUCCAGAACUCAGCUCUCUUCUUCAGGCCGAAUAACAAGGCUGUGAUGGAUUUGAUGUUGUCUUUGUGGAAAUUAAAGCAGUACUUGGUUGAAGAUCCGGCGCUCGAAGGAGCUAAUCUCAAAUAA
Messenger RNA from Penicillium malachiteum, 1179 nucleotides. RefSeq lists its product as uncharacterized. Bases 1 to 1179 code for a protein of 392 amino acids. The transcript has a single exon. NCBI's taxonomy places the organism in Eukaryota, Fungi, Ascomycota, Eurotiomycetes, Eurotiales, Aspergillaceae. The record is from RefSeq and is a predicted model, not a curated record.